Molecule: messenger RNA, 5177 nt
Organism: Propithecus coquereli (Coquerel's sifaka)
Lineage: Eukaryota; Metazoa; Chordata; Mammalia; Primates; Indriidae
Gene: IL6R
Product: interleukin 6 receptor
Exons: 10
Coding region: 227-1636 (469 amino acids)
Biological process (GO): cytokine-mediated signaling pathway
Cellular component (GO): external side of plasma membrane; membrane
Molecular function (GO): protein binding; cytokine receptor activity
Source: RefSeq, a predicted model, not a curated record
UCAUGUGCAAGUGGGAAGUCGCACUGACACCGAGCGGGGCCACAGGGAGCUGAGCCGAGAGCCGCGCCGAGCCGGGGGACUGACUCUCAGUGUGUGCAGGGCGCGGGACCCCGGGGACGGGGUCUUCCCUUAGGGCCGGAGCCCGCCCGCCGCCCCGCCCCUGCUGCCGGGGUCCCGCCCGCCCGCCGCGUUUCUGGGACCGUGGGGCGUUAGCUGAGGAGGAAGCAUGCUGGCCGUCCACUGCGCGCUGCUGGCCGCCCUGCUCGCCGCGCCGGGGGCGGCGCUGGCCCAACCGGACUGCCCUGCGCUUGAGGUGGCAAGUGAUGUGCUGACCAGCCUGCCGGGGGACAGCGUUACCCUGACCUGCCCAGGGGCAGAACCGGAAGACAAUGCCACCGUUCACUGGAUGCUCAGAAAUCCCGUCGUGGGCUCUCACCAUAGCAUACAGGCCGGCGUGGGAAGGAGGCUGCUUCUGAGGUCGGUGCAGCUCAGUGACUCUGGAAACUACACGUGCUACCGGGCUGGCCACCCCGCGGGAUCUGUGCGCUUGCUGGUGGAUGUUCCUCCCGAGGAGCCCCAGAUCUCCUGCUUGCGGAAGAGCCCCCUCAGCAAUGUUGUUUGUGAGUGGGGUCCUCGGAGCCCUCCCUCCCUGACGACCAAGGCUGUGCUGCUGGUGAAGAAGUUUCUCUACAGCCCAGUGGAAGAAUUCCUGGUGCCGUGCCAGUAUUCUCAAGAGUCCCAGAAGUUCUCCUGCCAGUUGGUAGUCCCGGAGGGAGACAACUCUUUCCACGUGGUGUCCCUGUGCGUCGCCAGCAGUGUUGGGAGCAAGUCCAGCAGCAGCCACACGUUUGAGGGUUAUGGCGCCCUGCAGCCCGACCCACCGGCCAACAUCACAGUUAACGUCGUGGCCGGACGCCCCCGCUGGCUCAAUGUCACCUGGCAAGACCCCUACUCCUGGAACACAUCUUUCUACAGGCUACGGUUUGAGCUCCGAUACCGGGCAGAACGGGCAAAGACAUUCACAACACGCAUGAUGAAGGAUCUCCAGUAUCACUGUGUCAUCCAUGACGCCUGGAUCGGCAUGAGUCACGUGGUGCAGCUUCGGGCCCAGGAGGAAUUUCAGCAAGGAUCGUGGAGCCAGUGGAGCCCGGAGGUCAAAGGCACCCCUUGGAUAGAAUCCAGCAGUCCUCCAGCGCAGGCCAAGGUGUCCACCUGCACACAGGCGCCUACUACUACUAAUAACGAGGAUGAUAAUAUUCUCCCCGGAGACUCUGCAAAUGCAACAAGCCUCCCAGUGCAAGAUUCUUCUUCGGCACCACUGCCCACGUUCCUGGUGGCUGGAGGAAGCCUGGCCUUCGGGACGCUCCUCUGCAUUGGCAUUGUCCUGAGGCUCAAGAAGACGUGGCAGCUGCAGUCUCUGAAAGAAGGCAAGACGAGCGUGCACCCCCCGUACUCUUUGGGGCAGCUGGUCCCCGAGAGGCCCAAGCCCACCCCAGUGCUCGUUCCUCUCAUCUCCCCGCCGGUGUCCCCCAGCAGCCUUGGAUCUGACAACACCUUGAACCACAGCCAGCCAGAUGCCAGGGACCCACGGAGCCCCUACGACAUCAGCAAUAGAGACUACUUCUUCCCCAGAUAGCUGGCCGUGUGACACCUGGCAGGCUGGGUGUCGGGCAUGCCCGACCGCGUGGGUGACGGAGCACAAACAGGCUUAGCAAAAGACACUUCUCACUGCCGUGCCAGCUCAUCUCAGGGGUGUGGAGCCUUUGGCUUCACUGUUACAGAAGAGCUUUGCAGAAAGUUCUAUGCUGGAUGAAAAAUGACUUUGCUUCAUCUGUUCAGAAGGAAGAGGUGGUUGGAUUUCCAAACCUCUCUUCCCAAAUGCCCUGCUUAAAGGUAUUAGAGUGAACGCGGGCCACCAUGAAGACAGCCAUGUCAAGGCUCUGUUGGACACUCAGGGGGCAAAGCCUGGGAGGCCUCAGUGUGGAGAAGCUGGUGGUUACCCGCCCAGCCAACACCUCUCUGCAAGCUGUACCCUCGGGCAGAUGGAACGGGGGUUUCCAGCCAGAGACUCCCCCAGUGGCCUAGCUCCUGGCCCACUGUGCCUUCAUCUUCAGGCUCAAACUCUUGAAACCCAAGUGCCUUUGCAAUUCUAUUUUUCUAGGCCUAAGGAUGGCUUUUACUGAAACCACAGAGGCGAGGGGGGAAGAAGCUCUCGCCUGCCUUUCUUCCCCACACUUGAAAAACAGCUGGGGGUGGGUGGGUGAAUAAUACAGUAUCUCAGGGCCUGAUGGUUUUAAAUGGAAUUACAAUUAGUUCCUCAUUAGCAUUUUGCUAAAUGUGAAUGAUAAUCCCAGGCAUUUGCUGAAUACAGAAGCUACUGUAUUGGCUUUGGAUCUCAGGACUUCUGGAGGAGACAAGCAGAGAUGAGGGGGACAGGGUCUCCAUGCUCCCCUGUGGUGGGGGAGCUAAGGGGGCCGCAGCCUCUGAAAACCAAGGUUCUCUGUCCGCCCCCCCCCCGCCCCCACAGGAGAGCAGUGAUGGAGACAGCUCCUGCCGGUGUGGAAAUCGAACUGUUUCACUCCAGCUUUGUUUUUUCAACUGAACCUGAGUAACUAGGGGAGAUAAUGUGAAAAGAAAAAAGAACCCGGCAAGAAUGUACUUCGAUUUGGUUUUUAAGAAACUGCUGACUAUUUUCUCUCCAGAGUGUGGAAGAGCCAUUAUUGGCUGGGUGUCAGUGUGUAAAUAACAUAGUAUCUUCGUUUAGCCCAAAACUGAAAAAGGAGGAGGAGAAAAAAUAUUUUUCCCUGCUAGAGAAGAGAUUCUGGUUUCAUUCUGUAUUUUGUUUUUGUCUUAAAAAGUGGAAAAAUAGCCUGCGUCUUCUCUAGUCUGGGGGAAAAGCAGCUGUGACUUCACAGCCCCCAGGCAGGUUAGGAAGGAAAGCGUGUCUCAGUCCCUGCCGCAGUGCGGGGAAGCAAGCCUCCCACGAGUACCAGGCAGGGUCCUAGAAAUUCCCCACCUCUGACAGCCGAGGGCCCUCUGUUAUCAAAGAGGAGGUUCAUUAAAAAUCCCUUACCUCAGUGCCUUCCUCUUUUUAUUUGUUUUCCUGGAGUUUGAUUCAGCUCAGCUAGAAAUGAAGGACCGACUAAAUGUCUAGCUGUGACAUUGUGACUAACCACUUCAGCUGAAUUUCUGUCCGGGCUUUGAAAAUUCAGUGAUGUCGGUGGUUACCCAGACAGGUGCCCUCGAGUAUUGGGGUAUAUCCCAGUGUGGAGCUGUGAUUACACUCAGUCAUGUAACCACGGACCCAAAUUUUACCAGACCACAAAACUUUUCUAGUGGUCUGCCCUUUCAGAAAAACCGCCACCACCCCCACACAGGUGCAAAAGGAUGAAAACGACCAUGUUUUAUUUACUGUUUGCUGGGUUCAGGCUGUUGCUAUCUUGAGCAAGUAGUGAUUUUCAUGAUUUUCAUUGCUGGCUUUGUACAUUUUAGACCCUGUUGCUGCUUCAGGCAACUCAAGUUGACAAAAGUUGGGCAGGUGUUUAUGGUGGUUUUUUUUUUUCUAUAUAAAGUUUCUGGGACUUGAACAGCAAAAAAUGCUUGUUAAAGGGAAAUAUUAAACAUGAGAAUCUGCAUGAGAAAGGGUGAUUCUGUGCCCACGGUUCUUUGAUUUUUUACACUGUUUUUACCUGCAUGUAAUAUUACCAAAGCCGGGCAGAGCUGUGCUAGUGGAAGAUGUGAAAUCCAGAUAGCUCAUUACUGCCGAGAGCUAGGCAGCUUUGAUCUCCAAAUUGUUAUUGCUUUCAUUAUUAUUGUAACGGAAGUGCCUUUUUUUUUUUUUGUAUUGAAGAAGGGUUUUUUUCCCCUUCAUUUUUUAUAAGCUAGUAUAAAUGAAGGAAGUGUUUGUCCUCUCUGGGCUGGAGGCUUUGCUCAGUGUACACAGGUAUAUACCCUAAGCUUUCUCUGUCCUUUAAUCUGUGGUAACUGAACAUUUGUCUCAGUCCAAGGGUCCUUCUUACCUGUGUUUCUGCAGCACGCCUGCUACCUUGUAUCCUCAACAGCGCUGUUACUCACCUAACACCUGCAGCCAUCUGCCAUGCAGCCAGAUGUGACAUGUUGGGACAGAGACAAUUUAAGCAUGACAACUUAUCCUGCUGGGUGGGAAAAGUAAAAAAUAUGCUGGUUCAAGGUCUAAGUUAAUGUGAUCUCAUUCAUUCUUGUAGCAUUAAUGCAAUAUUUUAAAAAAUAUUUCAAGGGGGUAGCAUUGGAUGUGUCUAGGAGGCCUUUGGUAACUCUGAGACCUCUUUGCUCUGACGAGCCCUUGUCCUCGUGGCUUGCGUGGUCGGCUCUGAGCUAGCUCACACCGAGUCUCUGGCGGUUCCGUGCUAUCUUGGGAGAAAGGAAACUGGUCACCACGGUAUAGCAUAGAAUCUGCUGCUAGAACUGGGCAGGGAGCCCACUUGGUGGUGAAUAGAGCCCAGUGGGGCAGGCUGGGAGUGGUCGUGGUUGGUGGGUUUUCUGGAGAAUGUUCAGGAAUGUCUUGCCUAGCUGCUUUGCUGAGCUGUAUCAUCUAAUUGCAGGUCCUUAAGGAUGACCCAGUUGGGGAGGAUUCUGACACUCAGCUUCAGGUGGAGUUAGUGAGAAAUUGUCUUAAUUUGGAGAUGCAGGGGCAACCCAUGAUCCACUGGGCCGUGAGCCCCACACCCAGCUCUCCCGUGCAACGUUCGGCACAGGCUGCUGGUGGAGGGGCAGGGCAGCCGGCCGGAUUCUGUGCCAGGUGCUCCUGAGCGUCCCCUAAAGGUCCUUCCAGCCUCCUGUCCUCAGUGUGGCUAGGUGCCAAUGCCAGGGGUUUCUAUGGCAACCUGAAUGAUUAUUAAGGAACAUUGUCAGUUUUAUGAACAUAUGCUCAAAAGAAGAACUACUUUGGAAGGAAAGGAAUGGAACAGCAUGUAGCAAGGCUGUUAAUUAAUAGACCUUAUUGGAUGGAGGUCCUAUCUGUUAAAUAGAAUACCUCACCUCUAUGCUGUUUUCUUGGAGAGAAAUAAUAGUUUUAAGGUUUUUGUUUUUUACCUAAUGAGAGCAAAUACCAAAGGCUGAUGCCUGUAUAUCAUGUUUUUCAAUGUUUUUUCUUUUUACCAGCUAUUGUGCAUUUAAGGUGAAAAUUGUAAAUGUUUGGA